Molecule: messenger RNA, 1350 nt
Organism: Nicotiana tabacum (common tobacco)
Lineage: Eukaryota; Viridiplantae; Streptophyta; Magnoliopsida; Solanales; Solanaceae
Cellular component (GO): cytosol
Molecular function (GO): mRNA 3'-UTR AU-rich region binding; NADPH binding; quinone reductase (NADPH) activity
Source: RefSeq, a predicted model, not a curated record
CCUGAUUUCUUUUCUUUGACAAAUGUUUAUUUUGCUUACAUAUACAUUAUAUGGGUUUUUCUAGAAUAACACCGUUUGCUUUUCAGCACUGUCACAAUCUUCUUCUACCAAAGUCUUUCAUAUCUAGUCGACUGACCAGAAAUACAACCAGUAAUCAUAAAAUCAAGUGUAUUCCCUUAGCAGUAAGAGCUCACUCAGCAGCAGCAGCAGCAGCACCAACAAUGGUCAAAGCUAUUAGAGUUCAUGAACUUGGUGGCCCUGAGGUUCUCAAAUGGGAGGACGCCCAAGUAGGAGAACCAAAGGAUGGAGAGAUCAAGGUGAAAAAUAAGGCCAUUGGCCUCAACUUCAUUGAUGUAUAUUUCCGAAAAGGAGUUUAUAAAGCUGCUGCACUUCCCUUUACACCAGGUAUGGAGGCCGUAGGGGUUGUAACAGCUGUUGGUCCCGGAUUGACGGGGAGGAAAGUUGGAGACAUUGUUGCAUAUGCUGGCAAUCCUAUGGGUGCAUAUGCUGAGGAACAGAUCCUUCCUGCCAAUAAAGUUGUGCCUGUUCCUCCCUCUAUUGAGCCCACUGUUGCAGCAUCCGUACUUCUCAAAGGCAUGACUGCUCAGUUCCUACUGCGCCGCUGCUUCAAAGUUGAACAUGGGCACACAGUACUUGUUCAUGCUGCAGCAGGUGGAGUUGGCUCCCUAUUGUGCCAAUGGGCAAAUGCCCUUGGUGCUACAGUCAUUGGGACUGUAUCAACUAAAGAGAAGGCAGCCCAAGCAAAAGAUGAUGGGUGUCAUCAUGUCAUAAUCUAUAAGGAAGAGGAUUUUGUCACUUGUGUCAAUGAGAUCACAUCUGGCCAAGGAGUUGACGUUGUCUAUGAUUCUGUUGGGAAAGAUACCUUUCAGGGAUCAUUAGACUGCUUAAAAACUCGUGGAUACAUGUUGAGUUUCGGGCAGUCAUCUGGCUCACCAGAUCCAGUACCUUUAUCAGCUCUUGCAGUGAAAUCGCUAUUUCUGACAAGGCCGAGCAUGAUGCAUUACACAAUAACGAGGGAUGAAUUACUGGAAACUGCUGGAGAGGUAUUUGCAAAUGCUGCAUCAGGUGUCCUACGUGUCCGUGUCAAUCAUACUUAUCCCUUGUCUCAAGCAGCACAAGCACAUGCUGACCUUGAGAGCAGGAAGACAUCUGGAUCAGUUGUCCUGAUUCCAGAUGGUGAGCAGAAGUAGUCUACUUUGGUACUGAUCCCACAUGAAAUGUAUGAAAGGGCAUGGCGGAUUUCAAGUCUAUAUAAUUCUGAGACGAAGUGCUGAGCUGAACCAUAAUAAAUGCCUUUGUACAUUCUUUGUCGAUUUUCGCUUCCCAUUA